Vigna umbellata (rice bean) is the source of this 685-nucleotide messenger RNA. Its product is annotated as large ribosomal subunit protein eL14-like. Lineage: Eukaryota; Viridiplantae; Streptophyta; Magnoliopsida; Fabales; Fabaceae. Gene Ontology annotation, molecular function: structural constituent of ribosome; RNA binding. The record is from RefSeq and is a predicted model, not a curated record. Gene Ontology annotation, cellular component: ribosome; cytosolic large ribosomal subunit. Gene Ontology annotation, biological process: translation; ribosomal large subunit biogenesis.
GGACAGAAACAUAUGUGGGUUUUGGCCCAUUCGUAUCGCUCAUCACAACACAUGUUCCUUUCUUUAUAAUUGCAACUUCAACAAAACCCUAACUCCAAGCCUUCACUCCUCCUUUCAUCACUUCGGCAGUCACAGAAUCCUCGUAGCCGAAAAUGCCAUUCAAGAGGUACGUUGAGAUUGGAAGGGUUGCUCAGAUCAACUACGGCAAAGAGUAUGGGAGGCUAGUAGUCAUUGUCGACGUCAUUGACCAGAACAGAGCUCUUGUGGAUGCUCCCGAUAUGGUGAGGUCCCAAGUGAACUUCAAGAGGCUGUCACUCACUGACAUUAAGAUUGAUAUCAAGAGGGUCCCAAAGAAGAAGGAUCUCAUUCAAGCCAUGGACGCUGCUGAUGUUAAGAACAGGUGGGAGAAAAGUUCAUGGGGCAGAAAACUGAUUGUGCAAAAGAGAAGAGCAUCCCUCAAUGACUUUGACAGGUUCAAGAUUAUGUUGGCAAAGAUCAAGAGGGCAGCAGUUGUUAGGCAAGAGCUUGCCAAGCUGAAAAAGAGUGCUUCUUAGACCUAAUUUCAUGUGCAAUUUCCAAAUUUUGUUAUGAAUUUCUUUCUUAGUUUACUUUUAUUACAUGAGUUUUUAUUAUGUAUCAUUGACAGAUUUCCUAGAAAUGUUUAUUUUUGAGAUCUUGUGUUACU